Messenger RNA from Branchiostoma belcheri (Belcher's lancelet), 2215 nucleotides. RefSeq names its product alpha-N-acetylgalactosaminide alpha-2,6-sialyltransferase 1-like. Gene Ontology annotation, molecular function: sialyltransferase activity. The record is from RefSeq and is a predicted model, not a curated record. Lineage: Eukaryota; Metazoa; Chordata; Leptocardii; Amphioxiformes; Branchiostomatidae. Bases 217 to 1809 code for a protein of 530 amino acids. The transcript is spliced from 11 exons.
UUGACAAGUCCUUUAUAGACGAAAAGGGCUUGACAAAUAUGGCAGCGGCCAGCGUGGACAAUAUUUACCGUACAGUGUUUUGCUGAGUGUGUUCUCGGUAGCCGCCACGUCAAAAUAGACUUUGAUGGGAACUGUCGUCUGUCAUUUGACUCAGCUGCAGUUGCCAUGGUAACGGCUACGUGUACAGAUCUGAUGCUGUGAUCUAGACAAUCCAACAUGUUAGUGAUACGUCCCAAUACCCGGUUGUUGGUGGCUCUGGCUGCUUCUAGCUGCUGCACGCUCUAUUUGCUUCAUCUGAUCUACUUGGAGAACAAGGUCGACAGGAACGUGGACGAAAAACCAGGGCUGAGAGAUGUCAGCAUUUGGGACUUGUUUCUCCCUAGUAAUAAUGGAGGUGAUGACUGGGAAAAUGGCCACCAGGAGGACCCAGUGCGCAAACUCCUGCAGAUCGCAAGGGUUGCUGGGUACCCUGAGAUGAGUGUGGACAGGGCGGCGGAGAAGGUCAGCGAGAUCAGGAAGGUCGUGGAGGAGUUCCACCGCGCAGGCGCAGGGGACAAGCUAGCGGCCUCCUUUCUCCACAAGAUUGACAUCAUCCUCCUGUCGGAACAGAGCGCGGAACAGCUUCACAGGCAGAUCAGGGAGAGGGCUGAGGAAGAGAAGAGGACAAAGGAACAGGACAAAAAGAGAGAGGAGGAACAGAAACGUCUGGAGAAGCAACAGAAAGAGGAAAAGAAAGAAGAAAAAGGCCACAAAGGAGAGGAUCCAGCCGAAAAACCUCCGCCGAAACCCAAGCUGAGUAAAGAGCGAAUGGACCAGAUCGCGAAGGCGGUGGCGAACCUACGCAAGGCGGACGAGAAACUUCCGUUCGAGCGGAGGGCGAAGCUGUGGAAGAUGGGGUACGAGAGAGACGACAAGUACAGCUUUUCGGACUGUGACGACAUGGACAACUCUGUGGCGCGCAACCUGCCUGAGUCUGCCUGGUUCUCGGAGAGGUACAUGGACGACCUGAAACUGUUCCUGGACGCGGAGGACAUCGACAACCCCUACAUCUACCACAAACUCCGUCACUACGGGCUGCCGUUCGGAUUCGGAGCGCAGAAACGGGACGUGAUGGCGCGACUAGUGCACAACGAUAACUUCACUAAUGACGACAUCCAUGGCGAUUACCGCAAAACGUGCCUGUCAUGCGCAGUGGUGGGGAGUAGCGGAGACCUGAAAGGAGCAGGAAUGGGCAGAGAGAUCGACAAACAUGACUAUGUGUUCAGGUUAAACAAAGCAAUGACCGGCUCCCUUUACUGGCCUGACAUCGGAAACAAAACUACCUUCUACACUUUCUACCCGGAGUCCAACCACGUCCAUCUUCUGAACAACAAAGAGAAUGUUGUGUACCUUUUCGCACCGUUUAAGCAGUACGAUGUCGACUACGUCAUUGCGGUGGUGGAAGGGGAACCCAUGCCCAAAAUCAAGGCAAACAAUAAGUACUGGUCGGUUCGCAAUCCGAAGAUCCACGGGCGCCAGUUGAAGCUGUUCCACCCUGACUUCCUGCGGUAUAUCCACGUGUCGUACCUGAACCACACCGCGGGCCGGCCCACCACGGGCGCCAUGCUCGUCUUCACCGCCGUGCACAUGUGUGACAAGGUGGACAUUUACGGGUUCGGGUACGAUCCCAGGUUCUCCGCUCACUACUACGACACGAGCUUCCACGAGCACACGGACAAGGGCACGGUCCACAACAGCACCAACGAGAGGCGCGUCUGGGAGCGGCUUCACGAGGACGGUAUCAUCAACUGGUGGAGACGCGACAGAUGACACAAGUUGUGAAGACACUAGACAAUGCCCGGUCUUUGAGACUAAGAGUACGCUAACACUGUGCUACUAAUUUGGUUAGAGAAACAUUUGAGACGUGUAACUCAUCUGGGAGCAUUUUCUUGCCGAUGGCAUCAUCAGCUGGUGGAAACGAGGUAGAUGAAACAAGAUGUCAUAAGAUUAGACACUAUCGAGUUGGACUAAGAGUCUGCUACUAACUUGUCUAGAGAAAUAUUUGAGACCGAAACUCAUCUGGAAGAAUCUCCUUGCUUGUGGCAUCAGCAAGAUCUUGAAGGUCGGGUCACAUCUUGAAGAUAUGACCAGGAAGACAGUAUCAAGCCUUAGGAACUACCAAGCAUUUACCAUUGGGGAAACGUUUGAAGAUACACCAAAAAGCAGUUACUCAAGC